Ipomoea nil (Japanese morning glory) is the source of this 1485-nucleotide messenger RNA. Its product is annotated as serpin-ZX-like. The transcript is spliced from 2 exons. The record is from RefSeq and is a predicted model, not a curated record. Lineage: Eukaryota; Viridiplantae; Streptophyta; Magnoliopsida; Solanales; Convolvulaceae. Bases 74 to 1429 code for a protein of 451 amino acids. Gene Ontology annotation, molecular function: serine-type endopeptidase inhibitor activity.
AAAGCUCUAAAAACUGACAUAAAUUGUAUAGGGAUUUUGAAAAAGCAGUGCACGUUUCUUCCCAGGGGCAAACAUGGACGUUAACUGUAAAUCGAUCACGAAACAGGUGGAUCUUUCAUUAAAGCUAGCGAAGCACGUCUUCUCUACAGAGGCCACCGGAGAUUCCAACCUAGUUUUCUCUCCUCUCUCCCUUAACGUCAUCUUGAGUCUCAUCGCCGCCGGCUCCAAUUCCUCAAGUCGCGACCAACUCCUCGCUUUUCUCAACUCGGACUCCAUCGACGAUCUCAACACAUUUUACUCUCAGAUCGUCGGCAAUAUACUCGCAGACGGCGGCCUUACCGGCGGCCCAAGCUUGUCGGUGGCCAACGGUUUGUGGAUCGACCGCACUCUGCCGUUAAAGCCUUCAUUCAAGCAUGUGGUGGAGAGUGUUUACAAGGCCGCUUCUGAAUCGGUUGAUUUUCAAAACAAGGCAAGUGAAGUGGUUGAUGAAGUGAAUUCGUGGACUGAGAAAGAAACUAAAGGUCUUAUCAACCACAUACUUAAUGCCGGUGAUGUUGACAAUAAUACCAAGCUCAUUUUUGCAAGUGCACUGUAUUUUAAUGGAGCUUGGACUAAAAAGUUUGAUGAAUCGAUGACGAAGGAUCACGAGUUUCACCUCCUUAAUGGAAGCUCUGUACAAGUCCCCUUCAUGAGCAACUGUGUGAAGCAGUGUGUGAAAGCAUUCAGUGGUUUCAAAGUCUUACAACUAAUUUAUAGAGGCUAUGAUUAUAACGACCCUAGACGACGUUGUUUCGCCAUGUACUUGUUUCUGCCGGAUGCCAUGGAUGGACUGCCAUCUUUGCUGGAUAAAGCGAGCUCUGAAUCUGGGUUUCUAGAGCGCCACCUCCCUACCCAUAUGGUUUCAAUGGGCAAAUUUCGGAUCCCAAAGUUCCAAAUAUCUUUCCAGUUUGAAGCUUCAAGAGCUAUGGAGGAGCUUGGGGUGGUGGCGCCGUUCAACUUCAUGGGAGGCACUCUCACUGAGAUGGUGGAUUCACCUGAGAUUUCCGAUGUCUAUGUUUCAAAAAUCAUGCAGAAAUCAUUUAUUGAGGUUAAUGAGGGAGGAACAGAAGCCGCAGCUGUUUCAGUUGCUAUAGUGCCGCCGUGUGGAUCAUGUGGCAUGUUCAUGAAAGAAGAUACAAUAGACUUUGUGGCUGACCAUCCCUUCCUGUUUGCCAUUCGAGAAGAAUUGAGUGGUGUCAUUCUCUUCGUUGGGACUGUGCUUCAUCCCCAUUAUGACUUAAAAAAACUGUCUUCAAAGAUCACACACGCCCCGCCGCCCAGGUCUUUCGAGUCGGAGAAUGAAGAGUUCUUGAAGUUAUUAAUUCAACAUUUUGAGAACCAUCCAAAUCUCAAGGGCUCGCUGGCCAAUAAUGAAAGGAAGGGUGUUUGAACUCCGAUCUAUUUAAAACUCCAAGAGUUAGGGAUCAAUGAAUUGACUACUUUUUU